Molecule: messenger RNA, 1129 nt
Organism: Saprolegnia parasitica CBS 223.65
Lineage: Eukaryota; Oomycota; Saprolegniomycetes; Saprolegniales; Saprolegniaceae
Exons: 7
Coding region: 12-1022 (336 amino acids)
Source: RefSeq, a predicted model, not a curated record
GGAAAGCCACCAUGGGCAGCGCCGUAUCCUCCGACGUCAUCGGCAACACGGACGAUGCAAUCUUGGUCAACAUCUUAAAGGAGGCCAUGAAGAAGGACCCGGCGCGUGUCGACCGCCUCAUCGCCGAGGCCAAGAGCGCGGUCCGCGCCGACUCGUAUGGCAGCGUCGCGGAGCCCAACGUAGCAGUCGACGCCAAGUCGCCCGAAGCGACGCUCGACACGAUGGCGGUGAGCGUUGCCGCCGAGAUCAACGCGCUGCGCACCAACCCCAAGGGCUUUAUCGCGCACUGCGAAGAGAUGCUCAAGCACUUUGACGACAAGAUCCUCACGAUUCCAUCUGAAGGCAUUCGAUUGCAGACUGACGAAGGCGCGACCGCCGUCCAAGACUGCAUCGCGUUCCUCAAGCAACAGACGGCGCUGCCACCACUUAUGCUUGAUGGCAAUCUGUCCAAGGCUGCGCAAGACCAUGCAGCAGACCUCGGGGACCAUGGCACCGUGAGCCAUACGGGCCAAGACGGCAGCUCGAUGGUCCAGCGCCUUGACCGAUACGGCGAGUGGAAGGGCUCCGUGGGCGAGCUGCUGGCAUUUGGGCUCUCCAAGCCGCGCAACAUCGUGCUGCAGCUACUCAUCGACGACGGCGUCCCGAGCCGCGACGACCGCACGAGCCUUCUCGACGCCAAGUUUACAACGCUCGGCGUUGGUACGAGUGUGCACAAGUUUCAAAAGUCGGUGUGCGUCCUCGACUUUUCCGGCGGGUUUGGGCCUCUUGUCGAGAAGCUCAAGGAGCCCAAGCAAGUGUCGGUCAAGGGCGAAUUGACGCCGGACGUCGAGCUCAUUUUACAGAGCAUUCCGUUCGAAGAGCUCAAGAUCGAAGUCCGCGACAUCCUCGCGCACUCGCCGACACAAACCGUCGGCCUCAACUACAAACCCGGCUCGAUUGAGGUGACGGUGACGAACCCAGAUGGCUCGAGCCAAAUCAAGUCGGGCACGUGGGGUGUCGCUGCGCCGCCGUCGUCGUCGUGAUCCUUCGAGAUGUAGAGUGCGACACUAGUCAACGAAGAACGAACGUCGUUUGGACGCCGACUGUGUACGACUGCGGAUGACGUGUCUACUGGGCGAAGAAACGUGCC